CCGCCCGCCCCGGCUGCCUCCGCUCGACGGCCGGAAGUCGGGCAGGCCGCGCCGGAAGCGGCUGUUGCUAGGAGACGGUGCGACGCGGCCUGCCCAGCCCAGCGCCAUGCCGAGCAAGGGGCGCAAGGGGCCCGCAACGCCAGGCCUGAGCGAGGAGGAGCGGCUCCUGCUCAUGCAGCAGAAGCUGCUGGUGGCCGAGGAGCAGAGCAAGAAGAAGGAGGACGUGCUGAGGCAGUUUCUCAAGGACAAGCUGGCCAAGGAGGAGCACAACAGCACCAUCAACGCCAACAGGGUCAACAUGCAGUGGCGCCAGCUGCUGCGGGAGGCCAAGGCCAAGGAGCUGCGCAGGGACAUUGAGAUCCUGAGCCAGACCUUUGAGCGUGUGGUGGACUGCAAGGACCACGUCAUCCAGGUGCUGGCCAAGGACCUCUCAGAAGCCGAGGCACAGCACGCCCACGCUCUGCGCAGCCACCUGCACAACAUCGACCAGCUGCUGCAGGUGCAGCGCUGCCGCCUGCGGUACCUGGAGGAGGAUUACAACACCGAGCUGGAGGCCCUCAAGAAGGAGUUUGAGACAGAGAGGAGGAUGAUCGUGGAGCAGCACGCACAGGAGAGCCGCUACCUGGAGGACGUGAUGCUGGCCAUGGAGCAGAACGUUGGGGAGAGUGACUACGAGGCCAGGCUGGAGUUCCAGAGCACCAGGGACGACAUCAAGAACAAGAACCUGGAGGAGAAGCACUACCUGCGCGUGCAGCUGGAGGGCACUGUGGAGGAGCUGUGGCGGCGCUUCCAGCAGGAGCUGAAGAGCUACACAGAGGCCACUGAGGACCGGAAGGUUGCCUUCACUGCGCUCAAGCAGAAGGAUGAGAAAAGCUCUCAGGAGAUUGAGACGCAGAUGAGGAAGCUGCAGAAAAUUCAGGACUCCAUCUCUGUCCUGAAGGGCCGGCUGGCGGCACACCUGCGGGACAGUGAGGAGCGGAACCGACGCCUGCGCGAAGAGAAGGAGGUCGUGCUCAAGCAGCUGCAGAAGCUCAAGAGCCAGAUGAGCCAGGCCAGGGCCCAGGCCCGCAGCAAUCUGGCCAAGCUCACGCUGGACAGCAGUGCCGCGCUCAAGGAGCUGAAUCGUGUGGAGAAGAAGGCUGCACGCAUCCUGCGACUGGCUGAGAUGUGCCGCAAGCUGGAGACGGAAGAAGAGAAGGUGCUGCCCUUCUACACCUCCCUGCUGAGUGCAACAGAGCAGCAGGAGGCACAGCAGGUCCUCUGGGAGAAGCCCACCGAGCCACUGGCCCAGGCGAUGCAGGACUAUGCCGGGUUGGAGCGCUUCUGGCAGCGCUACAACAAGGUGCGGCUGGAGCAGCUGGCGCUGGAGCAGGAGCGGGCGGCGCUGGACCAGGACAACGAGCGGCUGCGCCUGCUGCUCCGGCAGUACCUGACUGGUGUUUCGGUCAGCGAGGAGGCACUGAGCCAGCCAAACACACUGCUCAUCCUCAACCAUUGGAGCAGCAGGGGCAGCGCACUCCCCGCCCCUGCCCCUGCCCCACGGCCCCCACCCUGCAUCAUCGAGGCUGCCCACAUUGCGUCGCACCUCCUGUGAGCCACCCGUCACCUAUGCAUGCCAGGGCUUGCAGAGCCAGUGCCACAAGCCAAGGGUAGGGCCCUGGGGAUGCUCUUGCACUCACCUGUGGAACCCAAGAAGCUGCCAUUAAAAGGUUACACUAAC
Messenger RNA from Alligator mississippiensis (American alligator), 1720 nucleotides. It is a transcript of the gene CCDC65, whose product is annotated as coiled-coil domain containing 65. The coding region runs from base 107 to 1594 and encodes 495 amino acids. NCBI's taxonomy places the organism in Eukaryota, Metazoa, Chordata, Crocodylia, Alligatoridae. Gene Ontology annotation, cellular component: axonemal dynein complex; axoneme. The transcript has 9 exons. The record is from RefSeq and is a predicted model, not a curated record. Gene Ontology annotation, biological process: regulation of cilium movement; cilium-dependent cell motility; axonemal dynein complex assembly.